Molecule: messenger RNA, 798 nt
Organism: Microthlaspi erraticum
Lineage: Eukaryota; Viridiplantae; Streptophyta; Magnoliopsida; Brassicales; Brassicaceae
Source: the annotation of a GenBank genome assembly
AUGAUCAUUGUGUAUGAGUUUAUGGAGAAAGGAACGCUCAAGAGCCAUCUUUAUGACUUUGAUGAUGAUGAUGAUAGGAAGAGGUUGAGCUGGAGGCAGAGGCUUGAGGUAUGCGUUGGUGCAGCUAGAGGUCUUCACUAUCUCCACACGGGUUCGGCUAGAGCGGUGAUUCACAGGGAUGUGAAGUCGGCUAACAUUAUGUUGGAUGAGAGUUUCAUGGCCAAAGUUGCAGACUUUGGACUGUCCAAGACAGGUCCGGAUCUUGAUCAGACGCAUGUGAGCACCGCGGUGAAAGGGAGCUUUGGUUAUCUUGAUCCGGAGUACUUGACGAGACAGCAGUUGACUGAGAAGUCUGAUGUUUACUCUUUUGGUGUUGUGAUGCUUGAAGUGAUUUGCGGGAGAGCAGUGAUUGAUCCAUCGCUUCCGAGGGAGGAAGUGAAUUUGAUUGAGUGGGCAAUGAAGCUUGUGAAGAGAGGGAAAGUUGAAGAGAUCUUGGAUCAUUUUCUUGAAGGGAAAGUGAAGAGUGAAGAGGUGAAGAAGUACUGUGAGUUAACAGAGAAGUGUUUGGGGCAAAACGGAAGUGAGAGACCAACGAUGGGAAAUUUGUUGUGGAAUCUUGAGUUCUUGCUUCAGGUACAAGCGAAAGACGAGAAAGCAGCAAUGGUGGAUGAUGAUGAUCUAGAGGCGAGCGUCGUUGGCUCAACCGUGCAGUUUAGUGUCAAUGGGGUUGGAGAUAUUGCAAGGGUCUCAAUGAGCAAAGUUUUUGCGCAGAUGGUGGUGAGAGAAGAAACGAGAUGA